UGGAAGCCUGAGUACGUUUGGAUAGUUGGACUGAAAACUUCUAAGUAUCGCACAAUAAUGGCCCUGUGUGAAAAUUUAACCACAAAAUCUGAUCAAGAAUUGACGGGUCAAGAAAUCAAAAUGAUUUUCUCAUCUAAAUAUCCUUACCUCAGAAGCUCCGACGACUUCUAUUUUAUGGUGAAUGGUAAGCUUUUAUACGAUGACUCAGUAUUUGCUGACAGAGAGCUCAUAGUGCGAAUGGUGCCCAAACUUUGCGGUGGGAAAGGUGGUUUUGGAUCAAUGCUACGUGCCAUUGGUGCUCAAAUCGAAAAAACUACAAACCGAGAAGCUUGUAGAGAUCUUAGUGGAAGGCGAUUGCGAGAUAUUAAUGAAGAACAACGAUUAAAGAACUGGAUAGCCCAGCAGGCAGACCGAGAGAGAGAAGCCGAAGAACGCAAGAAGAAGAAGUUGGAGAAGUUGCUAAAGGAGCCCAAACAUGAAUUCAAGGACGAAAAAUAUACAGAAGAAAGACUAAAACUAGCUGAAACAAUCACUGACUCCGUUGAGCAAGGUUUCAAGGCAGCACCGCAAGAGCUGAAACGCAAGUCGGAAUACGGAGAGAAAGGUAAGAAGAAGAAGAAGAAAGUGAAAGGUAUGUUGGAUGAUCUGGGAGAUAUCAGCUCUGAUGAUAGUGACAAUGAACCUCGUCCCUCCACUAGUUUAGAAGUUGCUAAGUAAUUUUAUAUUCCUGUUGUAUACUGUUGAACCCUUACAAAGUACCAUUCCAAGAGUGAAAGCCAGCUCAUGUUGAACAAUUGCCAUUUGUAUGAGAUCGAUGCCGAGUAAAGAUGCUGCAGUGUUCGGAUGAGUUCUAUUGUGGGUCUGAGGGGAAGAUUUUAAACCUUAUCUCCUAGCAAUUUCAAUCACUCUGCUUCACAUCACUAUCCGUCAUUGUACAUACUUAUUCAAAGCUUCAGUUAUAAAUUCACUUCCAUAAUUACUCGGUAGUUCUGCAGUCUCAUUCUUGCCACCAGUUCGUGCUUACCGUUACGUUUUCUUUUUUUGGAAUUCAUAUUAAACUUCUUAAAAUUGAAACCUGUCCGAUUAUUUCAGCAGAUGUUUUAAAGUGGCAUGUAACCUGUGGGUGACAAAAUUUAAAAAAUCAACCGGUUGUUUUCGCAAAAACUUCUAACCUGAUUUCAACUUUCUGUUCAGCAUAACUGAAUGUGCUCAUGUGAAGUGCUCACUAAUACUUCUAUUUUGAAACUUAAAUCAGCUCAAUGAGUAAGAACCCAGGGUUGCCCAAAACAUUGUUUUUUCCCAGGAAAAAAAACCUGAUAUCGUUCUUGAAAGUUGCCUUAAAUCAUCUGAGAUAAAAAUCUACAUUAGGUACUAAUAAGAGCCCCAAAACCCGUGAUGUCAGAUAGUACUUCUUAGGUAGAUUUUUUCCUUUGAUUUAUGAAAGUCUCAAGUAUGUAUAAAUCGAAAA
Molecule: messenger RNA, 1468 nt
Organism: Bemisia tabaci
Lineage: Eukaryota; Metazoa; Arthropoda; Insecta; Hemiptera; Aleyrodidae
Product: splicing regulator SDE2
Cellular component (GO): nucleus
Source: RefSeq, a predicted model, not a curated record